UUCUUCCUGUCUGUCUCCGACAAAUUCCAUGGAUCCAAAGAAGACCCAGAUCCCUCUCCUCCGUCUGCUUCUUCUCCUUCUCUGUAAUCUCACAUUUCUGUUGUCUGGAAGGGUAUCCGGCAUCAGAUUUCCCGAUCCGAAUUCUCGUUUCUCCGGUGACAUCUCCACCCACCCUCUGAAGACAGCGUUUUUCGCCCUUGGUAGCUUCUGGAGAUCUGAAGCCAUUUUUGGUUGCUUGGACGGUGUCGUUCGGACAUCCGUCGGUUAUGCUGGCGGUUCCAAAAUUAAUCCCGAGUAUCGAAAUUUGCGUGAUCAUGCCGAAACUGUACAGGUUGAAUAUGAUCCUAGAUUGAUUAGUUUCAGGCAACUAUUAGAUGUAUUUUGGUCAAGUCACGAUUCGAGACAAGUAUUCGGACAAGGUCCUGAUGUUGGAAACCAGUACAGGUCCAUUAUAUUCACAAAUGGGACUGAAGAGUUUAGGUUGGCUGCAAUUAGCAAAGAACGAGAACAAACCAAGUCAAAGCAAAACAUUGUAACUACUCAAAUUCAACAAAUUGGAACAUUUUAUCCUGCUGAAUCUGAACACCAGAAAUUUGAGCUGAGAAGACACCCAUUCCUGUUUCAACUGUUGGGGAAUUUACAAGAGGAGGAGUUACUGAUGUCCACUCUUGCAGCCAAGCUUAGUAGCUAUGCAGCAGGUCUUUGUCCUGCGAGAAUUCAAAGAAAGUUUGAUUCUAAGAUCACUGAAAUCAAUGAUAAAGGGUGGCCUCUUUUAAGGAACAUUUGAUUUGGAUUUAGAACAGGUAUACAAAUCAUCAAUCUAUAUAUUGUAACAGACACACAAAUAGGAUCUAUCUGCUUGUUCCACACACAAAGGUUCUCAGAGAGGAGGAGAGGUGGUACACCAAGGGUGGCCUGUCUUGUUUUGUCUUUGGUCUGUGUGCAGAUUUCCUAAGCUUUUUCCAUUGUAAAAACCCUUUAAUUUUAUGUAAUUGAACUAAUUCAUAUUCUUA
Impatiens glandulifera is the source of this 1013-nucleotide messenger RNA. Its product is annotated as peptide methionine sulfoxide reductase A5. The coding region runs from base 29 to 787 and encodes 252 amino acids. Gene Ontology annotation, biological process: cellular response to oxidative stress. Gene Ontology annotation, cellular component: cytoplasm. The transcript is spliced from 4 exons. Lineage: Eukaryota; Viridiplantae; Streptophyta; Magnoliopsida; Ericales; Balsaminaceae. Gene Ontology annotation, molecular function: peptide-methionine (S)-S-oxide reductase activity. The record is from RefSeq and is a predicted model, not a curated record.